GAAUGAUAUGCUCGGUUUUCCUCGUUUGUAUAAUUGGACGCGCUUCAGGAUCUUUCGACUACAGUGGUAGGGCCACACUGGAAGAUGUUUUUUUUAACACAGAUGAAAGGAUCGCUGUAUUUCAAAGGAGCUAUUCUCGAACAAUUGAAGGACAUGACCCGGUGUGCAUCUACAAUACAAAAAUGUCUUUGACCAACACAACACUAUCGCUGCAGCAACAUUACUACCUUUACUACGACACCUAUACGCCGCCCAUUAAAGGAGAUGACACAAUAUACUGGCGUAUAAACGGCACUGGUUAUUUCGUAUAUAUGAACCUGUCAAAAGAGCCAGGUAUGGACGUUUCUCCAGUCCUCUUGGCAUGGAAAUAUCAAGAUGAAUCCAACACAAGGAAGUAUUAUUUUGACUAUUAUGACCCACUCGACAAAUGCGCAGUGAUAACGUUCUCGGAUGACCCAUUGGAUGAUCAGUUAGUGGAAUGGUGUUCUGUCGAUGUCUACGGACGCGAAGAAAUCCAGGAUCCGAGUUAUACACAGCGUCCUGUAGAAGCUACCGAAGCUCAAACGUACAAACUGCACCAUUUGCCAGCCGGCCACGUGUGAUCGGUUACUCCAUUGAAGUAUACUCCCGGGCUAUCGGUCGAGCCCGUAUACACACACCAUAUGUGCUUCUGGCCUAAAAUAAACAUAAUUUUCCGAGUAGGGAUAGCUGUACCGUUCAACUUUGGCACCAGUUUAAAUAAAAGUUUUCCUGCGAGCGCUA
This is a messenger RNA of Rhipicephalus sanguineus (brown dog tick), 762 nucleotides long. RefSeq lists its product as uncharacterized. The record is from RefSeq and is a predicted model, not a curated record. The transcript is spliced from 6 exons. The coding region runs from base 3 to 602 and encodes 199 amino acids. NCBI's taxonomy places the organism in Eukaryota, Metazoa, Arthropoda, Arachnida, Ixodida, Ixodidae.